Messenger RNA from Gorilla gorilla gorilla (western lowland gorilla), 7341 nucleotides. It is a transcript of the gene PGPEP1, whose product is annotated as pyroglutamyl-peptidase I. The transcript is spliced from 6 exons. Gene Ontology annotation, molecular function: pyroglutamyl-peptidase activity. The coding region runs from base 123 to 938 and encodes 271 amino acids. Gene Ontology annotation, biological process: proteolysis. The record is from RefSeq and is a predicted model, not a curated record. Gene Ontology annotation, cellular component: cytosol. NCBI's taxonomy places the organism in Eukaryota, Metazoa, Chordata, Mammalia, Primates, Hominidae.
GACCGGGGGCGUGGCCGGGGGCGUGACAGGGGCGUGGCAUCGCGCGGCCGGGAGGCUGCUGCGGCAGCAGCUGUCGCGCCAGUCGCAACAGAAGCAGGUCCGAGGCACAGCCCGAUCCCGCCAUGGAGCAGCCGAGGAAGGCGGUGGUAGUGACGGGAUUUGGCCCUUUUGGGGAACACACCGUGAACGCCAGUUGGAUUGCAGUUCAGGAGCUAGAAAAGCUAGGCCUUGGCGACAGCGUGGACCUGCACGUGUACGAGAUUCCGGUUGAGUACCAAACAGUCCAGAGACUCAUCCCCGCCCUGUGGGAGAAGCACAGUCCACAGCUGGUGGUGCAUGUGGGGGUGUCAGGCAUGGCGACCACAGUCACACUGGAGAAAUGUGGACACAACAAGGGCUACAAGGGGCUGGACAACUGCCGCUUCUGCCCCGGCUCCCAGUGCUGCGUGGAGGACGGGCCUGAAAGCAUUGACUCCAUCAUCGACAUGGAUGCUGUGUGCAAGCGAGUCACCACGUUGGGCCUGGAUGUGUCGGUGACCAUCUCGCAGGAUGCCGGCAGUGGUCCCUCUGAUAAGUCAGACACGGAAACUAUGAAGCUCCUACUGACUGACACGUUUCCGUACAUAUAUACGUCACUUGGCCUGCUGCUUUACGAUUUUGUCUUGUUUUGCUUUGCUUUUACGUGGAUGGAGUCACACGGCGAAAGUCACACUUUACUGAGAAUUCUCUUCCUCAGUUUUCAUUCAUAUCUCUGCGACUUUACCUACUACACCUCUUUGUACCAGAGUCACGGUCGAUCAGCCUUCGUCCACGUGCCCCCACUGGGGAAGCCGUACAACGCGGACCAGCUGGGCAGGGCACUGAGAGCCAUCAUUGAGGAGAUGUUGGACCUCCUGGAGCAGUCAGAGGGCAAAAUCAACUAUUGCCACAAACACUGAGGGACGCUUAGGUCUCCUAAGACCUCAUCUUGCUGGGGACCCCACGAGGGGACAUCCACCCUCUGGGGUGUGGCCAGGAAAAGACAAGCUCUUCAGCUUGGGGAUCCGAUCUGGAAGAGAGAUUCUGAUCUGCCCACCUCCUCUUCCUCCUUCUCUACAAAAGCUCCGGUUGAUUUGAGGGAAGUGGUGAAAUUUUUUUUUCUCCCAUUUUCCUCCCUGCAUCUGGGGACACAGCUGCCGUGACCAGGGAGGCCAGCCUGGGAGGUCCAGAUGCCCAGGGAGAAUCUUGGUCUGGUGGAUCCAUGAGCUGCGAUACCACGGCUGGGGCCAUGUGUUCACCUGCUUUCCUGUCCAUUGGUGAAGGAAUUUCAGAAUUCAUUUUAUAUCCAAGACUGGCUUUUACCAAAUUUAAAAGCCUCUCAAUGCGUCCUCGACCUUGAACUGUGCUCAACAGCCUGGCCCUUUCUGGGGCCACCCUGGGAUAUGGCAUUUUUUCUUUCUUUCUUUCUUUCUUUCUUUCUUUCUUUCUUUCUUUCUUUCUUUCUUUCUUUCUUUCUUUUCUUUCUUUUCUUUCUUUCUUUCUUUCUUCUCUCUCUCUCUUUUUUUUUUUAAAUAGUGCUAGUUUGGGCACAGAGUAAUUUAUAUUCCCUUUGGUUAAAAUGCAGGCUUUUUAGCCAACAACAAAAGUGUUUUCCCCCCACCCCCACUCGCCCACCAGGGUGAGGCCACUUUUGCCUCCUGCCCUGAAAAUUGGACUUAAGAUGCCAUGUCUUGGCCGGGCGCAGUGGCUCAUGCCUGUAAUCCCAGCACUUUGGAAGGCCAGGGUGGGCGGAUCACCUGAGAUCAGGAGUUCAAGAUCAGCCUGGCCAACAUGGUGAAACCCUGCCUCUACUAAAAAUACAAAAAUUAGCCGGGCAUGGUGAUGAGUGCCUGUAGUCCUAGCUACUUGGGAGGCUGAGGCUGGAGAAUCGCUUGAACUUGGGAGGCAGAGGUUGCAGUGAGCUGAGAUUGCACAGCUGCACUCCAGCCUGGGUGACAGAGCGAGACUCUGUCUCAAAACAAUUGGACUUAAGAUGGUAUGUCUUUGUUUUAGGGCCAAAAAUGAGGCCCCUUUGCUUAAGGCAUGGGGUCCGUGGCCAGGCGACGGGGUGGGACUGCCGCCCCAGAUGUGGCCAUGGGGGUCGUGGUCCUUUCAACACCAAGCUAUGAGCUGUUGCCAUGGAGACCAGGGCCACCUGUGGAAAGGCGGAUUUUGUCUGCUUUUGACUUUUCUUUUUUAAUAUGUAAAACUCCACAUCAGCGGAAACCCCCCCCCCCCCCACUUCUGGCCUGGAGCUUCAAGGUUUUGGUGCUGGGACGAGUUUGUUGUUCUCCUUAGCGGGGUGGCACGGGGGGCUCAAAACGGGGGCGCGGGGGCUGGAGUUGGCAGAGCUCUGCAUGUCCCGGCAUGUCUGGGCAGGAGGAAUUCCGGGCGGCCAAAGGGUUUUAUGUAGAUUGCUUUUGGACACUCGCCCAGGAGUCAGGAGUCGAUUUUUAUCUCACUUCCUGGUAACCUUGAACUUACCAGGCAGGGAUGAGAUGAUGUAAACUUCCUCAGAUGACGUAAGUUCAGCCACAUCUUGCUGCCCAUUAGGGAGAGAGGACGACCCCCACAGUGAAACUAAUUGAGUGAAAUGCACGUUCUGGAAAUCAGUUUCUAUUUUGGCCUGGGGGAAUGUGGCUAUACUGCUUCCCUGAGUGUGACACAGUUGGAAUCUAAUCUUGUUGGUUUCCCAACAUCUAGGUUUUUGUUUUGUUUUGUUUUGUUUUUUUGUGAUAGGGUCUUGUUCUGUUGACCAGGCUGGAGUACAGUAGUGUGAUCAUGGAUCACUGCAGCCUCUACCUCCCGGGCUCAAGUGAUCCUCCCAUCUCAGCCUCCUGAGUAGCUGGGACUACAGGCAUGCACCACCACACCUGGCUAAUUUUUAAAUUUUUUAUACAGACAGGGUUUUGCCAUGUUGCCCAGGCUGGUCUCGAACUCCUGGACUCAAACUGAUCCUCCUUUCUCGGCCUCCCAAAGUGCUGGGAUUAUAGGCAUGAGCCACUGCACCCAGCCCAGUUCUUUCUUAAAGCAGCUGAGAGUUUUGUUUUCUUCAGCGUUCACCUUCCUUGUCUCCAGUUCUGAUGCUGACAGUGGUUCCUACCUCUGUUGGGUUUCUAGAUAGUUUGGGAACGGGAUUGAUGGGUUUCUGUGAAACACAUUUUCCAAGUCUUGGGCUUUCUCUGGAGGGGAAGGUGGAUGCUGGCGGGUGACUUGUAGUGGGCGCCUGGCAGUGGGUGUGGACUGUAACUGACAGGUGGAAAUGAGUAGGGACACUAUUGUUCCCUCCAUGCCAGCCUUUUUUUUUGCUGGAAAUGCCCCCUCCACACCCCUGGUAGCUCUGUGUCCUGAGAAAUCCAGAGUGUGGGAGACAUCACUGCAUCUGUCCCCCCAGCUUCUGUGAAGGGAAGCUGUGGCCUCUUUUGAAUGUGGGGAACAACUGAAGACUCAGGGGUCACCCAGAGGUCUGGUGGAAAGCAACUUCAGGUUUCAUCUUGCUCUAUUCCUCAAAGGUCUGGUCUCUGGGCCUCUGAGGAGAAAACAGGUCUAGCCAAGACAGGGGCAAAAUGGGGAAGGGGGUGUGCCAGGCCUGAACUGAGCUAAGCACCUGCCCCGGGCUCCACACUUCCAUCCUUCUUUUGUCUUCAUUUCGCCUCUGUGUUUAAAGCACUGUGUGACAUAGCUCCUUAGAGAUAUAACCUAUUGUCUGCUCAUUGUCAAGUGUGUGUGUGUCAUCUUUGUGUUCUUGCAGUGGUUUCACAUUUCCUUACCGAGUCAAGCCAGUAUCCCAUCCUUCCUCAUAAUGCACAAGAUUUGGCUCAUUUUAUUUUUCUCAUUGUUAUUUUUUAUUUUUAUUUUUUGAGACGGAUUCUCACACUGUCACCCGGGCUAGAGUGCAAUGGCGUGAUCUCGGCUCACUGCAACCUCCAACUCCUGGGUUUACACAAUUCUCCUGCCUCAGCCUCCCCAGUAGCUGGGAUUACAGGCGCCCGUCACCACACCUGGCUAAUUUUUGUAUUUUUAGUAGAGAUGCAGCUUCACCAUGUUGCCAGGCUGGUCUUGAAAUCCUGACCUCAGGUGAUCUGCCUGCCUUGGCCUCCCAAAGUGCUGGGAUUACAGGUGUGAGCUACUGUGCCUGGCCAAGUUUUUUACAAAUAUUUUUCUUUUGGUGGAACUCAUCUGUGCACUCUCUGGUGUGUUUUUCCACCUUUGUUGGGUCUUGGCUUAAAAUAUCCUCAUGUGGGCUAGGUGUGGUUACUCACACCUGUAAUCCUAGCACUUUGGGAGGUUGAGGCAGGAGAAUCCCUUGAGCCAGGAGUUCAAGACCAGCCUGGGCAACAUAGCAAGAAACCCCAUAUCUAUCAAAACAUACAAAAAUUAGCCAGAUGUGGUGGUGCAUACCUGUGGUCCCAGAUACUCAGGAGGCUGAGGCAGGAGGAUCACCUGUGCCUGGGAGGUUGAAGCCCCAGUGAGCCAUGAUCACACCACUGUAGUCCAGCCUGGGUGACACAGCAAGACUCUCUCAAAAAAAAAAAAAAAAAAAUCCUCAUGCAAGAAGGUAAGGACCAAGUCCCAUUCCCUCUUGCCUCAUUUUCAGAGCCUGGGGUAGGGGCUACAGGUGGCAUAGGAAGGGUCUGCAAUGUGGGUGGGACUUGGCAGGUGUUGGGAAGAGGAAUAGGGGUGGCAAGUGUCAAUGGUGAAAAGACAGGCUGAGGGGUGUGGUGGGAAGGCUGGGGGAGAAAGGUGAGAAGUGAUUGGGGGGGCUUCCCUGAUGAGUCCUCAUGGAGGGUGCUGGUGCUGAGGCAGGGAACAGGGGUGCAGGGACAGUGAUCAGGGCACCUGGUGCCCUGACCAACUUGAUGAUGGCAUCUCUUUUAAGAUGCCCAAGUCUGUGCACCUUUAUUCCUUUAUUCGGCCCCUAGCACCCCCUCCCCAACCCAAAGAAGGUCAGUAGCAUGCGUGUGGGGAUGUAGCUCAAAAAAGAAAUAAGAUGGAGUGGAAAGGAAAGAAAGGAAGAAGCAGGAAUUCAAGGUGGGUGAGCUGAGCUUGGGGCCACCUAGCCCACCUGCUCCAAUCAAGGGCUGGAACAAACCUGAGGCCACUUGGAGAGGCAGGGCUGGGCAGGGACAGGGGGUGGGGGCCGAAAUCACAGCUUCCCCAUCAGAGCCAGAUGUGUGAAGGAAAUGUCCCAGAUGGCAGUAGUUUCUUGGCAAGGAGGGGAAUCCUGGAGAUGGUUCAUGUCUGUGAUCCCAGCGCUUUGGGAGGCUGAGGUGGGAGGAUUGCUUGAGCCCGGGAGUUCGAGACCAGCCCUGGGCAACAUGGCGAGACCCCAUCUCUACAGAAAUUUAAAAAAAAUUAGCCAGUUGUGGUGUCAAGCACCUGUAGUCCCAGCUACUUGGGAGGCUAAGUUGGGAGGCUUAUCUGAGCCCGGGAGGUGAAGGCUGCAAUGAGCCAUGAUUACACUACUGUACCCCAGCCUGGGCAACAGAGCAAGACCCUGUCUCAAAAUUAAGAAAAAUAAAAGGGGGGGGGGGCAGGCGCAGUGGCUUACGCCUGUUAUCCCAGCACUUUGGGAGGCCAAGGCGGACUGAUCACUUGAGGCCAGGAGUUUGGGGCCAGCCUGGCCAACAUAGCAAAACCUCAUCUCUAGUAAAAAUACAAAAAUUAGUCAAGAGUGGAUGGUGCGUGCCUGUAAUCCCAGCUACCUGGGAGGCUGAGACAGGAGAAUUGCUUGAACCUGGGAGGCAGAGGUUGCAGUGGUGUGAGAUCACGCCACUGCAUUCCAGACUGGGCAACAUAGCAAGACUCUGUCACACACACACACACGAAAAGAAUUCCCUGCUCUGCUUUUCUGCUCGUUGCUGGCAUAGAAACAUCUAGAACAGAAAGUAUCCACUCUGGGGCAGGUGGGAGAGCUGGAAAAGUAGAUUCAAGAUGCCUUUUAGUCUUGGAAGUUUCUUCCAGGAAGCAAGACCAGCUGGUAUGUUUACACCUGCACUCCAGUGCCCUGGGGAGGUGACCGGGUGGAGGGAGAUGGCUCAUGGAAAUCUGUCCCGCACAGCCGGCCCCCUUUUGGCUGCCACUGUCUAGACUGCUGGCCUUUGACCUCUCUGCCUCUUGUGGCGUCUGAACCUAGACGUCCCUUUUGGAGACAGCUGGACAAAGCCCUAUUCUCCGCAGCCCCAGCCUCUAUCCUGAGGCCUCUGGGAGCCGUGUGACGGCCAGCGUGGGGUGCUGAUCAUGGUCAAGGAGGCAGGUCUUUGCCAGGUUGCCCCAUGCAGCCACCCAUCCUCAGCAUCCUAACUUGAGGGGACAGGAGAGGGCUUUGUUUUUAUAAUCCGGAUUAAAUUUCCCUUCCCUGGGCACAAGUGCCUCAUGAGGGCCCGGGGCUGCUGGGUGGGAGGGAAAGCAUCCCCGUUUUUGCAGUGAGGAGGCCGGCCGAGGGCUGGGGUUCCACUUAGACCCUUGGCAGAAUGGCUGUUGAGGGGCAGGCGCAGCCCAGUGCCCACGUCUGGAAAGCUAAUUCCCGGGUGGACGCUGAACAUACCUGCUGAGAGACUCUGUCCCCUGGUUUCCAGGACAGUUGUCACAAGCUGAGUGGGGGGGGACUCCAAGGACUUCAGGGACCCAGUCCCACCCCAAACUGCUCCCCCUCCCCGAAAUUCCCUUUCUCCUCCUGCUCUUUCUCCCCGCUGUGCCUCCCCCAGUUACCCACAGAAGUGCCUGCCUCUCCAGCGCUCACAGAACACACAAAAAGGGACAGGAAGGUCACUGGGUGGUGGCCGUGGCUCCUGAUGAUCCAGACCAGCGUCUGGCCCAAGCCAUUCAGAGGUGGGGUCUGGGGCCUGGGGGUUUUGUGUCGUGACACUUUGUCUCGAGGAGAUUCCACAUAGGGAUUUGAAUUAGGCUUUCUGCUUGCCAAGGCCUGUGGCAUCUGAGCCUGGCUGAGGGCCGGGCAAGCCUCCCCUGAGCCUUUGGAAGCCGAGUUCACUCUCUGCCUGCCCAGGGGAGCACCGGCUUGGUUUUGGGGGCUCCUCUAACAUCUCAGGUUUUUCUCUUUUCUUAAAUUUCUUUCUAGGAAAAAACCCUUCCCUGCCAAAGGUGACUGUGUUUUCUGCCGCCAAAGCAGGGCCCGGUCCCUCCAGGCUCAGCGUAGCUUCUCCCUGACCCCCGCCCUAGAACUUUUGCCAGUGCCUUUUCUGAAACUCCUGUGUCCCGGACCCCCCAGGCGGAGAAGGAUAUGCCGGAUUCUGCCUGGGGCUGGGCUCUAGGAGACCCCAAAUUUGACACCACAGAAAGCAAAUAAAACACUUGAAAUACGCA